AUGAAGCCGUCGUAUGGAACGCGCAUGCGCAGUUUUGCCUACGCUGGUCAGUGUUGGAGCAGAAAUGGCGGCGCUCCGGGUGUGUGUGUGGCGGUCCACCGGCAGAGCUUUACUCCACUCAAAACCUCCAGUUCAGUUCUCUCGAGCAAAUCUGUCCUUUGCCAGUUUAUCCAAGGGCAGAAAAGCAGCGAUCUCUACCCUGGGUGUGUUGACAGCAGGAGGAGCCGGCCUCGCACUGAUUUUACAUCAGUCAGUAAAAGCCUCUGACCUGGAGCUACAUGCGCCAACUUAUCCAUGGAGCCAUGCUGGCAUGCUGUCUGCUUUAGAUCAUGCCAGCAUCCGACGUGGUUAUCAGGUGUACAAGCAGGUGUGUGCAGCCUGCCAUAGUAUGGAGUAUCUGGCCUUCCGAAACCUGGUUGGUGUGUCGCACACAGAGGAAGAAGUCAAGGCCCUUGCUGAAGAGAUUGAGGUAGUAGAUGGACCAGACGAAUCGGGAGAGAUGUUCACUCGUCCUGGGAAACUGUCUGAUUACUUCCCAAAGCCGUACUCUAACCCAGAAGCUGCUCGUGCCGCUAACAAUGGAGCUCUUCCCCCUGACCUCAGCUAUAUAGUCAAUGCCAGGCAUGGUGGAGAGGACUAUGUUUUCUCACUGUUGACUGGUUACUGUGAUCCCCCUGCUGGUGUGACUUUGAGAGAGGGACUCUACUACAACCCCUACUUUCCUGGCCAGGCCAUUGCCAUGGCUCCGCCCAUCUAUAAUGAGGUCUUGGAGUACGAUGAUGGCACGCCAGCCACAAUGAGCCAGGUGGCAAAGGACGUGUGCACUUUCCUGCGCUGGGCAGCCGAACCAGAACACGAUCAGCGGAAAAAAAUGGGUCUUAAGCUGCUUAUGGGCUCAGCGAUCCUCCUGCCGCUGGUGUACUACCUGAAGAGGCACCGCUGGUCUGUACUUAAGAGCAGGAAGAUUGCCUACAGGCCACCAAAGUAAAUCUGAAUCAGGAUCAAGUCUGAGAAGAAUUUUGCAUCCGGUCCAUCAUCAUGCUCUGUGUAUAAGGGGAGGAUUUCUGACAUUUCGAACCACUCCAAGGGUGAAAACCAUCAACGCCUACCUAUAACUCAUGGACCAGGAUGACCAGUUAUGUUAUGUUCGACACACGUUCGUGUUAAUAUGUAAUAUCUUGGUGUGAAUCUAAUAAACUGUAUUUUACAAAGUG
Molecule: messenger RNA, 1214 nt
Organism: Clarias gariepinus (North African catfish)
Lineage: Eukaryota; Metazoa; Chordata; Actinopteri; Siluriformes; Clariidae
Gene: cyc1
Product: cytochrome c1, heme protein, mitochondrial
Exons: 7
Coding region: 14-988 (324 amino acids)
Biological process (GO): mitochondrial electron transport, ubiquinol to cytochrome c
Molecular function (GO): heme binding; electron transfer activity
Source: RefSeq, a predicted model, not a curated record